CUGAAACUAAUCGCGAGCGAAAUGACUGAGUCCCGAGAAGUGGACGAAAUAAUCACAGCGUUGAAGAGAAUGAAGAACUCAGUGGAUAUCGAAGAGACCUUACAAUCGAGUGUAAACCUGGAGAACAUCGACGAGAACAUUCAGUCGUACAGAAGUGACGAUCUGACCUCGGAGACUUGGUGCCCCCAAAUGGAAAACAACAAUCUCUCCUCGAUAUUUCAAGAGAUAUCUCCUGACAGACCAGUCCACGUGCGCCUCGCAGGCUUUGAGACCCUCUUCGAGAGUGAUUUAUCCAGCAAUUCCAACACUGAGGCAUUCGAACAACUCCUAAAACUCCUGAAGGAAGGAAUCGCCGACUCUACGAAGGCCGUCUUCGAGGCGAGCCUCAAAAUCCACACGAAACUCCUCGACAGCCCUCGAUCCCAUGAUGUCUACACCAAUCUCAUGAACUCUUUCGAGGCAGAAUAUUAUUCAGAGAAGUUUCAGGAGUGUUUCCCAAAUUUCGGAACUGGCAUAAACUUCAAAAUAUUUUUUCAUGAGAAGCUCCUGCGAAUUCUCCACGUGAUCGUUAAAUACCAGAAGGAGUUGCUGAAGAGCACGAGGAAUGUUGACAGAUCGCUGGAGGAGAUGAUCGAUCAGUUUCUGAUGUUGUUGACGUGCAACGAGAACAAGAAGAGCUUGCACUGCAAAAAUCUCAGUGUCAUGAAUCUGGUAUCGCUCCUCGAGCCCCAGGCAGAUUGGAGUGCAAAGUGGAUGCACAGCGUGGCGACGAGGAAGACUUUUAUCGGUGCUCUAUCAAAGUCCCCGGUUUUACUCCAGACGAUGGGUGAAAUCGUGCAGAAAGGGCUAGAGUGCCCGUUCAACGGUUCUCUGGCUUUUUCCAUAAAAGAUGACGCAGUGCAAUCGAUUUAUCGCUCGGUUUACAUAUCAGGCGACACUGUGGAAACAAUAACAUACCUGCAUUGCCUGAAUUUGGUAGCUCAAACAAUCAAUUGGAUUGAGCCGUCGGCGAUGGUCGUCGGAGAUGAUUUUACAUUACUCCUCGUCAACUCCCUCAACUCGCUGGCGACGUCGACGACCCCGAAGACCAUUUAUAACGCCUCCCAAAACGCCUUGAAAAUCAUUCUCGAUCGUCCAACCUAUGCGUUCGACUCGAGUGUCGGCGAUGCGGCCCUAAUGCCUCUCAGGAACUUUAUGACCGAGAGCAAUGGAAAUCUGUGGCCUCACACUCUCGAUUUCAUCAACUUCAUGCUCGACUCUGACGAUGGCCUGACAUUUUUCACAUCCCAAUAUCAAUGUAUCUCCCCUCGGGAAGUCUCUCCAUUCACGCCAGCCUCGGACUUCCUGGAUUAUACAUCCAAUCUCCUACGACAACCCAUAGCCCUCAUGAACGUCGAUCACGUCGUCCAGGUACUGGCACUCGUGGGAAAACUCUUCUCCGUUCUGGAGAAUUUCAAUAUCAUUCAAGAGCCAUUGAGGAACACACUGUACCCCUCGAUGGAGUAUUUCUACAAUAAAAUCCAGAAAUAUUCAAUAAGACACGAGAAUAGCUGUCAACUUCUGGACAGUGCUAUACAGGAAACUUUACUGAAAAUCGUUGCGUGGCCUCUGGGACUACAAUUACUCAUGAAAUAUCAGUUAACUUUCGAGGAACUCAUCCGGGGCUGCAUAAACCCAUUCCGACACUCCUGGAGCUCCAACGAAAUCAUUUCCUUCAUCUCCUCAGUGAGUCAUUUCAAUGCAGGAUCCAAACUCAUGGCUGAUCUGGUCCCCCACACGGUAUCAAUGCUGCUGGACGAGAUAAACGAUAAUAUCGAUAAAGAGGAGAAUCUCGCUGACCUUCGCGAUUGCGAACACAUUCAGAAAUUCAUUCACGUCCUCUCCUUGUUUUCACUGAAUACCAAAUGUUUCUUCAUCUUCAUGAUGGAGGAAGACUCUACUGAAGAUACUGCUGGCUAUCCCCGGAAUCUCGGUCAACUGUUCAAACACUCCAUAACAAUUGACUCUCCCUUUCAUUAUAUCAGCCUCUUGUCAUUAGAAACAGUCAUCUGGAAUCUUGAUGUUUUAAUUUACUUGAUGACUCGUUACGAUCUCCAGUUGAAGCUCCUGGAACUCCAAGAGUCUUGUGUCAUGGAAGUGACUAAAAAAAAGGAGAAGCCAGAGGAGGAAUUCAGUGACGGAGAGAAUUGCGUCGAGGGAAAUGGAAUUGAGGAGACGCAUGAGGUUCACCUGAUUGAUGAGAGCAGCCUUCUCCGUCAUAGUAUUUUAUCGAAAUCCUACUACAUCCGACAUAAACUGGAAAAAUUGACGAGUGAUGAGAACCCACAGGAAUCUAGAUUGUACUCUGCAUUCCCUCCUCCGACUCCUGAGAACAAGGGCUCAUUUUCAUUUUCUGGUGCUUCUUCGGAACUUGAGGAAUUCCUGGACGGUUGCAAGUCAGAGACGGGUCUCAGAGACAGUGGUUGGGUUGUCCAAAUCAGGAAUGCUUACGGGAAUUCUCAGGGCCCAAUGAAGCAUUCCACGUACAUGACUCUCCUGGAGCAAAUGGAGCGGGCAAUCGCCGCCGUUGAAUGGGUGGACGUGUACAAAUGGAAUUCCGAAUCAAUUCCAAGUUACGAGUGGCUGCCAGAAGAAGAUGUUGGUCUGGAUUUGGUCAUCAGACUGGCUGAAGACCACUGGGAGGCCUCCGACAACAAACAGAACGUCAAAGAUGACUUGAAGAAAGUUUUUGAGUCAGUUCACACAUUCAUUCAGUACCCGAGAGCCGGGUAUUUUGAAGGGUUCGACUGGUUCCUUGGAACAGUUUUCGUCAUCUGCGGUGGAAAUUUGGACAGGUGUAAAACUUUUGUGAAGAACAUCGUACGAUUUCCAUCCGGAAUUUACAUGUGGAAUUUUCUGGGGAUUUCUCACGAUGCGAGCAAUCGAGGCCUUACACCGCAGUUUUUAUUGGCUCAGGGAAUUGAUUCGAUUGUGACGCAAGAAUUUCCGGUUUUAAAUUAUGCUAUGACGAAUGAAUUCGGAGUAAAAUGGUGGAUGAUCUGCAAUCGGUUUCUGUUGCAAUGCUUCUGGGGAGUUCUCGAAUGGUCUGAAAUCAUGCACUUUAUGGCGAUAUGCGUACUGUACUCCCCAGAUUACAUAAUUUAUUAUUGCGUCUCCCUGUUGCAACACUGCGAAGAGAAAAUAAUGCAGGACAUCGUCGACAAAAAAUAUUGGCCCGAAAACAUCGAUUUAAGCAGUUACCAGUGCCACAAUUACCUCGUCUACAUGGACCGAUUAGAGAAGAAGUAUCAGAAUCAAAUACUCCCAUCCUUGACCUUGAACAAAUCCACAGAGAUGCAGCAAUGAGGGAUCUU
Messenger RNA from Fopius arisanus, 3353 nucleotides. RefSeq names its product protein broad-minded-like. Bases 22 to 3345 code for a protein of 1107 amino acids. NCBI's taxonomy places the organism in Eukaryota, Metazoa, Arthropoda, Insecta, Hymenoptera, Braconidae. The record is from RefSeq and is a predicted model, not a curated record. The transcript is spliced from 10 exons.